AUGGAAUCAAGAAUUGAACAAGCAGUUCCAACCGAUACAAUUGAGUGGAAAAGAUCCUAUGGACGAAUGACUGUGAAAAAUAUCAAACUCGAAUGUAAUUUUAAGACAUUUGAAAGUUGUAAGACACAAAUUGAAAGCUACAAUACACAAAACUAUUCCAUUGUGGAUCCAGUGCUUCACAUCUUUUGUGCAGAGUGUAAUGACAUCGAAACAUACAAAGCUGUUCUCAAGGAUGAAAUCGAUUCAUGGCUGAAAAAUCUUGCUUCUUAUGGAAUCACCGACUGGAUGAUACUCAUAGUUGAAACAAUCGAUAUUAAAAAGACAAAAAAUAUUCUUCCACGACAAUCAGUUCUUGACAAAAUUAGAAUGGAUUUCGCAUCAAAGAAUGCAGAUCGAUGUGUGUCAAUAUUAAAUCCAUUGAAGUUUGAAAACAAAUCUACAGAGUCAUUUCGUUCAAUGAUUCAACGAAUUCGACAUUUGAUUCUGUCAGCUUAUAAUAAAAAUAUUAUAAAGUUUGAAGAAAUUAUUCGAUCGAGACGAGAAGAAAGAAAUAAAGAUGAUUGGGACUUUCGCAAUUAUUUCUUACUUCAAGAGCAACUUGCCUUCGUUCUUGAAAUGUUGAGUCUCCAUUCCGAUGCUCUAGUUCAAUAUGAUGAGCUUGACGCUAUGUUAAAUUUGUUCAUCAUGAAUACACAAUUUGGUGAGAAACCAAAAUGGAUGGCGACGUUUGAAAAGCAAUUAAAUAAUGUUCGUGGGAUUACAAUGUGUAAGAAAGACAUCCAAGAAGAGCGUGAAAAGAUUAUUGAUGGUUCUGUGACUUUAAUUGAGUUCAGAAAUUAUUUAUUCCAACGACAAUGUACUUUACUUAACUCAAUGAAUCAACAAUGGGAAAUUGCGCAAAGACUUUUUCCAUUUCUCUUUUCAACUUUGAAAGAAACCGAAGCUUUGAGAUUGGAAGCUUAUAAUGGUUCGUUAGCCUGUUGGCAGUUUGUCAACUGUUUAGAAGUUCUCAACAUGUGUGACUGUGUAAAUGGAAACGAGAACAUCAUCAGAUGUUCACAAUUCACAGCUUCAAUAUGGAAUCUUGCAAAAGACAAACUUUACGAGUUAGGAAAACUUUGCGGUUUGUUACCGAAUUUCACACCAACUUCCGAACAAUUGCAUAUUGUUGUUCAGUUGUCAUCUGCAAUAGGAGAAAUUCCAGAAAGAGAUGUGAAUGAACAACGUGAAUUGGAAAUCAAAAGAUCACAUUCGCCAAUAAGAAAAAUUCCUAAAGCUGGAUGUGAGAAACUUCGUGAAGCUUUAAGUUCAAACGAAGGUUUUAAGAAACUCUAUUUGGAGUUGUGUGAACUUGCAAUCAGCACAUAUAAACACGUUUCAAGAUUACGUUCAGCUCGUCUUGUUGGACUUGAUUUGGGGAACUUUUAUUGCUUGUUAAAUGAACCGCAAAAAUCCAUCGUUUUCUUCACAGAUUUGUUACGUGAAUUAAAAACUGAGAAGUGGAAUGCAUUAGCAAGUCAAACACUUUUGGAACUUGCAAACUGUUACAAGAAAAUGGAUGACUCUUUGAGUUACACAAAAGUUUGUGCAGCAAUUUCAUGUUGUCAUGAUUUGGAAACUUUAGUAAGAACUUUUUAUUUUGACGAAUUUCUGAAGUCGUUAAAGAACUUACAAAGAACUUUGAAUGUUUCGGAGAAGGGACAAAACAAUUACGUGACAUUAGAUGAUCAUUUCAAAAUUGAUGACAUUCAUUUGUUCAAUAAAAGUCCUGUUAUUCAAGACAGCGUUCUUAACAUUGAAAUUAAGAUUGAAUCAAAUUUUCCACGAGAAAUUCUUUGUGAAAAUAUUUCGAUUAGUUUUGAAUUGAUGGAAAAGCAAUCGAAUCAAGAAAUUGCUGAAACAGCUGACUUUGAUAUUCUUCCUUUCUCAAUUCAUCUCGAUUACAAGCAAGACAAUACUUUGAGUGAAGCUUUAGUGGUUUGUGAAAUGAAAGGAAAAGUUCGAAGAACAAGCAGCGGAAAGAAUGAAAAUGCGCCAACGAUUCGAUCGAAUUUCGCCAAUUCUGCGAGUUUAGAGAAUGUUUUGCUUCAUCCAGGCUCAAAUGUCAUUUCAUUGACAACAAAGGCAGCUGAAGUUGGAACAUGGAGCUUCAAACAAAUCUCAAUUCAAUUCCAACAUUUAGAUUUUCUAUCGAAAACAAUUCCAAUGAAAUUGAAGUCAUUUGAAAUCACAACAAAACCAAGUUCAGCUUCGUUACAUUUCUCGAAUCUCGUUGCUGGAUUGGAUCAAAAAAUGAAGCUUAUGAUAUCUGGGGGAUCUUUCCACUUUCCAAAAGAAGCUACAAUCACUUUGAAAGGUUCAAAAGGGUUACAGAUGAAGACUGAAGAUGAUGCUGACUAUAAGAGAACCAUCAGCAUAAAGCUCGUCGAUUUUAAGUUAUUUGAAGAACGAACUGUUGAACUUCAAGCACUUUGUGAACUUCCUUGUCGGCGUGAUGAAACGAUGAUUGAUCAGAAAGUGAUGCUUCAUUGCCCAUGGACAGAAUCAGAAAUUCAAAUUCCAUUGAAAUUUCUUCCAAUUCUUACAGCUUGUUGUCGUCUUCAUUCGUCGGGUUCGAAGAAGUUCUUACAAGUUAUCACGAAAUCACUUUAUGAUAAAGAAUUGAUACUCAUGGAUGCUGUCAUGAAAUGUAACAACGAAGGUGUAGUCAUCACAGACUUGAAUCCCAAGUCACAAAGUAAAUUAAUUGUCGCAAAAAAUAUUUCCGUGUCUUAUUUAUUUGAGAUCGAAGUUGAACCUCUCAAGACACAAGACGAACUUCCAGUUAUCAGCAUUGAAUUUAAUUUAAUGUAUGCGGAAGGGGAAAAGCCUGAUCUCAUUCGACGUUACAAUUGUCCAUUCGAUGUCACAGAUUAUAAAACUUUGUUCCAAGUUAAAGUUAAAGUUGAACCUUCGGAACUGUGUAGAGUUGGUUCGGUUUGUCAUUUAAAUUUAACAAUAACAAAGCUGAAUGAUCAUCAUCAACAUAACGAUCUGAUGUAUGAAGUUUUAUUCGAUCAGAAUCUUUGGGCUGUCUACGGACGAUCAGCUGGCGUAAUUUCCAUGGCGGAAACAAACGAAACAAUCAUAACUUUGGAUGUUUUUCCACUCACCGCAGGUUUCCUUCCACUUCCCAAUAUUCGCCUAUCAAAAUACGUCGCAAACAAAACGAAAAAUGAUAAUCCAAAAUUAAUUCCAUUCGCACCAACGCAAGUUUACAAUUCAACGAAAAGUUUACAAAUUCACGUUCUUGCAAGUACUAACGUCGAACAGCAAU
Messenger RNA from Clunio marinus, 3316 nucleotides. The record is from the annotation of a GenBank genome assembly. NCBI's taxonomy places the organism in Eukaryota, Metazoa, Arthropoda, Insecta, Diptera, Chironomidae.